AUGGAUUCCACGAGCUCAGGGUCGCCGACGGCCAGUCCGACCGGUGCCAUCCGCACACGCAACAAGUCCUCCUCCGGCUCGAUCGCAAAGCGAGCUUGCGACCAAUGCAAGUUCCGCAAGAUCAAGUGUAGCUUAUCGCAGCCCUGCAAGGCCUGUCAAUCGAUGGGCUUUGACUGCACUUUCCUUCAGCCGCAGAAGAAGCGCGGGCCAACCGGACAUCGCGUCUCGCAAAUUCGCCAGCAACAAACGCAUAUCGUCUCUCGCAGUCCACAGGAGACUCCUCCCAUCGCUAAGCAGGAGCCCUUCCGGUAUCAUGGCCCAACCUCUGGCGUGGAACAGGGCCGGUCAGUCUCGAUGCCCGGAGCAUCAUGGACGCCUACACAAGGACAAGUCACCAUGUCGAUGGAGGGAGCGGCUGGUCUUGCUUCCUCCGGCUCAGCAGCGAGUGUCGUAGACGCGUGGGCGGGCGAGACGGCAUCCCUCGACUCACAAGGAAGUGUCGGCUGGAACGAUCGUCCAGAUGUGGAAUAUUGGUUGCCAGAUAAUUUGGGCGUGCAGGUCCCCGUCUUUGAAUUCCCCGGCAGCAACAUCUACCUCAAACCUUCUCUCCCAUCCAUUAUACAACCCGUGCCUGAUGUAUCGACCAUCAGCCUACCCCCGGCGGAGCACACGGGAAUGACAUAUUCCCCGGCCGUGGGGUCGAUACAAUCCUCGGACAGUCAGGAAUCGGAAGGAUUCUGGCCCAAUUCGAUCAACGAGGCGAACAUGGUUCCCUGGCUGGACGUCUACUUUGACCGUCUUCAUCCUACGGUCCCAGUUUUGAGUCGGUCUUCCUUGUACACGCGGAUGAUGUGUCAGGAGCAUCGCAAGAAUACGCAAUUCGGGGCAAUGCUACUUUCCCUAUGUGCAUUCUCUCUAACACAACCUAUCGAGAUUAAUGAGCGGGCCACGACCUCAUCGCGGGCCACGCAGGCUCGACUGAUGAUGCACGAAGCUACCAAGAUGCGGAGCUGUUGUGAUUUUGGUGAAAACCCGACGAUCGAGGCUGUUUUGACUAGUUUCUUCCUUUUUGGUUGCUUGUUUGGAAGCAAUCAACAUAAUGCCGCGUGGUUGCGGCUGCGAGAAGCUCUCGACCUUGCGUCUACAUUGGGACUGAAUGAUCCCGAGUCAUAUCAGGAUUUACCCGGGGAUGAGAAAGGCCAGCGAUUGCGGACAUAUCUAGUAUUGUCAAUCACAGAGAGAGCAUACGCAUUGCAACGCCUCCACCCAGUCACAUUCUCCGGCAAACCCGGAUUCAGCAUGCGCUCCGUCCACGACUUCCUCCACAACGCCACCCACAGUCUCGUCUCAGGAAUCAUCGUGCACAACGAAAAAGACGCCGAAGGCAUGAUGGGUCUAGCCCGAUUAAUGGAACUCUUCGACGCGAUCGACGAAGAUUUCAUCCACUGCUGGAACCGGCGCUGCGAUCUUCGAAACGGAUAUUGUCAACGCUUCACCGAAGAAAAGGCUCUGUCCAUGUACGAUAGUCUUGAGAAAGUCAGUCAAGCAGAGCGGUAUACGGGGUAUGACUGGUUUGAAAGGGCCAAGGUUGACGGUAAUGAUAAUAAUGCCCUUCUUGCUAUGGGGUUGAGGGAAACACAGGCUGCGGAUGUUUUCAUUACGCAGAAGUGGGUGCAGAAUCGGGUUUGGCUUUUGUGUUUGAAUCAUGGGUUGUUGAGGACGCAGUCUGAUCGGCCUGAGUUGACGUUUGGAUUUGCGGUUACUAUUGCUGAAUCGACGAUUCAAUUGUGUCGUUCGUUGAGGUUGAGUUCGAUGGAAGCUCAUGGGAUUGGAUUUACCGAAAAAUUAUUCGACAUCGCCGUCAGUGCAACAGAUAUCCUCUGCAAGGUCAACCCACCCUUCGGCACGGGGAUAACCCCGCUAGGCAACUUUUCCGAAUCCCUACCUACAACAUCCACACCCCAGGUCAUGGCGGAAGACUUCUUCUUACUGCUGAGCAGUUUCCGGGGCGGGAAUCAUCCGUUUGUGGAUAAGUAUCGAGCUCAUUUGCGUGCGUUGCAGAUCCCCGGGAAUUGGGGGCCGAGUCAGGUCCAGAAGUCGGAUACUGUGAUGAUUUGA
This is a messenger RNA of Penicillium subrubescens, 2118 nucleotides long. RefSeq names its product CeGAL family transcription factor. Gene Ontology annotation, biological process: regulation of DNA-templated transcription; DNA-templated transcription. Gene Ontology annotation, molecular function: DNA-binding transcription factor activity, RNA polymerase II-specific; zinc ion binding; DNA binding. The record is from RefSeq and is a predicted model, not a curated record. The transcript is spliced from 5 exons. The coding region runs from base 1 to 2118 and encodes 705 amino acids. NCBI's taxonomy places the organism in Eukaryota, Fungi, Ascomycota, Eurotiomycetes, Eurotiales, Aspergillaceae.